AUGUUAAUCGGCAUCUGCGGCUCCAUCUGCGCCGGCAAACACACCACGGCCGAAUAUCUAGUCCAACAGUCAGGCUUCCUCCGCCUGCAUCUUCCCACACCGACCCAGCUACAACCAUUGCAGAGCUCAUCCGACGGCACCACCCCAUCACGGAUUUCUCGCUCUAACCUCCAAUCGUCACCAUCACCGCCGACUAUAGACCACCUACGGCUGCUCCCCAGUGUGACCGACCAGGUUGGCACCCGCGGCCUCUCAUUCCCCGACGUCGAGUCCUUGCUAGAUUUCGUGACCAAACGAUGGCGCGAGCAUUGGGUCUUGACCGACAUCUACGACGAAGAGACCCUAGAGUUACUUCUCAGGAGACCAUUCUUUAUGCUGAUCAACGUCGACGCACCCGUAGGUGUGAGGUACAAGCGGUUCAGUGACCGCUGUACAAAACGCAACCUCCCUCCCAUGCCCCUCGCCGAUUUCAUCCACUACAACGACCUACAACUGUACGGCACGAGAGAUUCUCGGGGACACACAGACGCAGACGCAGACACAGACAGGGGCACAGAUCCAAGCUGCCGUCCUCGCUCAGCACUAGCCCCGCUGUUGGCCCACGCCCACCUCUCGAUCCUCAACACGCACACCACACAGCCCGCGUACCACGCCUUCCUGGCCACGCUGGACCUCUCGUCGCCGACCCGCCUCCGGCCCACAUGGGACGCAUACUUCAUGACGCUCGCCUCGCUGGCCUCGCGCCGGUCGAACUGCAUGAAACGCCGCGUCGGAUGCGUGCUCGUGCACCACGCCCGCAUCAUCUCGACGGGCUACAACGGCACGCCGCGCGGGCUGGCCAACUGCAACGAGGGCGGCUGUCCGCGGUGCAACGGCGCGUCCGGCGGCGGCGUCGCCCUCGCCACCUGUCUGUGCCUGCAUGCCGAGGAGAACGCGCUGCUCGAGGCCGGCCGCGAGCGCAUCCGCGACGGCGCCGUGCUCUACUGCGACACGUGUCCGUGCUUGACCUGCAGCGUCAAGAUCGCCCAGGUCGGCGUCAAGGAGGUCGUGUACAGCCAGAGCUAUAACAUGGAUGACGCCAGUCGGAGGGUCUUGGGCGAGGCCGGCGUCACCCUGAGGCAGUUCGUGCCUACGAGGAGUGGGUUCGUGGGGUUUGAUGUGCCUGAGUCGGGGGCCGACUGGCGUGUGGACGAUGGGAAGGAAGGGCAGCUGGUCGUGCUGAAUGGCAAGAAAUGA
Cladophialophora carrionii CBS 160.54 is the source of this 1236-nucleotide messenger RNA. RefSeq lists its product as uncharacterized. NCBI's taxonomy places the organism in Eukaryota, Fungi, Ascomycota, Eurotiomycetes, Chaetothyriales, Herpotrichiellaceae. Gene Ontology annotation, molecular function: zinc ion binding; hydrolase activity. Bases 1 to 1236 code for a protein of 411 amino acids. The transcript is spliced from 2 exons. The record is from RefSeq and is a predicted model, not a curated record.